Messenger RNA from Ogataea haglerorum, 1206 nucleotides. RefSeq lists its product as uncharacterized. The transcript has a single exon. The record is from RefSeq and is a predicted model, not a curated record. Bases 1 to 1206 code for a protein of 401 amino acids. Lineage: Eukaryota; Fungi; Ascomycota; Pichiomycetes; Pichiales; Pichiaceae. Gene Ontology annotation, molecular function: dioxygenase activity.
AUGGAUUCCCUUUUAGAUAGAUCGUCACAAUGUGGCGCACUUGUCACUGCCACAUUAGCGCCACAGCUUGCCUCUAUAUUAGUCUCCUUAUUGUCGUCUACCAUCAUGUCGUCCUCUACUUCCAUUGUGCACUUAGAGGAGAUUGACCUUCGCUUGUUCGAUGAAGGCCCAGAAGCCCGCCAGGCCCUUGCUGAGCGUCUUGAAAAAGCCCUUACUGGCCACGGUUUUUUCCAGCUUGUGAAUCACGGGCUCGUGACCGACCACUUAGCCUCGAUUGGCAGCCAGGUAUUUGAAGAGCCAGAUGAAGUGAAAGCUGGACAUAUUGCCGGCGAGAAUGAUCUACCAGAAGAGAGCUAUAAGCACCUCGGUGUUGUUAGAGGCAGCGGUUACAAGCCAAGAGGUUACUGGACUUACAUAAAUGACCAGAAGGAUAGAGUUGAAUUUUUCAACCUGCGCCAUUUUGCACAUCCAGAAUAUGUUAAGGCCGCAAGCUACCCUCCUUCCGUUGAGAAGAACUUGCCUGCGAUCAUCACUUACUUUAAUGAACUUCAUCAAAACGUUUUACGCAAAUUGCUCUCGUUGAUUGACAUCAUUCUUGAGCUUCCUGACGGAACGCUUUACAACAACCACUUUAGGGUGGUUGAAAACAAGAUCAAAGAGUCUGCAACUGGUUACGGUAGAUUCUUGCUAUACCAUGAGGCUGAUGACUCGUACAACAUGAAGACAGGAAGCACGCUGCUCCGAGGCCACACGGAUGCUAGUGCGCUCACAUUCAUCCUGUCAGAUCCUGUAAAGGCACUCCAAAUCAGACUCCCGGAUACUGACAAUACUUGGGGAUUUGUCAAACACAAACAAGGGGCACUAGUUGUGAACGUCGGAGAUGCACUUCAAUUCUGGACCGGUGAUUACUUUAGGUCCAGUGUCCACAGAGUUGCCUCGCCCCCUAAACACCAAAAGCGGUCUAGCAUAAUUUAUUUCUGCACCCCAACAUCUGCGACAUAUUUGGAUCCUGACUCCUUGAACUCUCCAAAACUCAAGCGUUUGGGAAUCUAUGCCGACAAGAGCUUGCAACGCAUAACUCAGGGCGAGUGGGAUAUUGCAAAAGGAGCGUUUUUCAACAACGUAAGCUCAAACCAAACCAAAGGUAUCACAAUUCUCGGCAGAAAGUCUCUUGGAUCCCUUAUUGGCGAAACUGUAGACACCUAA